AUGGUACGCAUAGAAGGACUUCAACUCAGCAUCCAAGAUCUACUUGGAAGUGAAGCAACCGACCAGGACAUACACGCACGUGUCCGGAAGUCUGUGGUUGAGAGAUGGAACAACCGCAGGAAGUGGAUUGGAAAUCUACAGCAGCAGGCCAAUAUGGAGGAUGCUUUGAGUUUCAACUCCUUUGGAGCUGACAAAGAGGAGUUUGAGAAGUACCAGUCUUCACAGUCGCACCUGGAAUACUUGCAGAAGAGCUUAGGGCCUCUAAACAAUGAAGAUGACAAGUUUGUCUUCAUUGUCAAGGGCAAGGACAGUCUUGUGCUCUUACAGGGUGUUUCCACUGAAAAGUCUGUUUGUUAG
This is a messenger RNA of Volvox carteri f. nagariensis, 357 nucleotides long. RefSeq lists its product as uncharacterized. The record is from RefSeq and is a predicted model, not a curated record. The transcript is spliced from 3 exons. Bases 1 to 357 code for a protein of 118 amino acids. Lineage: Eukaryota; Viridiplantae; Chlorophyta; Chlorophyceae; Chlamydomonadales; Volvocaceae.